Gloeophyllum trabeum ATCC 11539 is the source of this 831-nucleotide messenger RNA. RefSeq names its product adhesion regulating molecule. The coding region runs from base 1 to 831 and encodes 276 amino acids. Gene Ontology annotation, cellular component: nucleus; proteasome regulatory particle, lid subcomplex; cytoplasm. NCBI's taxonomy places the organism in Eukaryota, Fungi, Basidiomycota, Agaricomycetes, Gloeophyllales, Gloeophyllaceae. The transcript is spliced from 5 exons. The record is from RefSeq and is a predicted model, not a curated record. Gene Ontology annotation, biological process: ubiquitin-dependent protein catabolic process. Gene Ontology annotation, molecular function: ubiquitin binding; proteasome binding; endopeptidase activator activity.
AUGUCCGCCGCUCCUGCAACAAUACUCGCAUUCAAAGCGGGUCGCGCAUUCCGAAGGGAGGGUACUAACUUUGUGGACCAUAGCCCCGAAAAGGGCGCGAUCAUCCUGCAGAAGGGGGAGGAUGAGCUCUUACAUUUCAUCUGGAAGAACCGGUCGACGGGUGAAUUGGAGGAGGACUUGAUCCUGUUCCCUGGAGAUGCAUCAUUCGUGAAGAUACCCCAGGCACCGGGAGGCCGGACAUAUGUCCUCAAGUUCUCUUCAUCGAAUCAAAGGCACUUUGACGCGUCUACCAAUCGUGACGAGGAAUUCGUGAACAACUUGAACAUGGUCCUGCAAGACCCGGAUCGUAUUCCCGUCUGGCAGACUGCUAGCACAUCGCAGCCUCAAGCUUCUACCUCCCAAACUGGCCCAUCUACAAGAGCCGCUGCGCCCGCCGGUACCACGCCUGAACAAUUAGCCCAAUUGCGCACAUUAGUACAGUCCAUGGCUGGUAACACGUCGCAGGAGCCAGAGCUUUCACUCAAUGACAUCCUGACACCCGAAAACGUCCUCCCUCUUUUCACCUCCCAUCCUGAUCUCAUACCCGCCCUCUUCCCUCACCUCCCGCCGGACUUACCAACGCCUCCUUCAGCAGAAGUCUUGCAACAGAUUAUCACGUCCCCGCAAUUCAGAGGUGCCGUGCGCAAUUUUGAUCAGGCACUGCGGACUGGUAUGCUUGGCGGACUGGUGAGAGGUCUAGGACUGCCUGAGGAGGCCGGUACGGGCGUGGAAGCGUUCUUGCGAGCUAUCCAGGAGCAAAGCCGCGGUGAAGACAGGAUGGAAACGGAUUAG